CCUCAGUGUGUCCACAUUGGGACGUGGUUAAAAACAGCAAACUAGAACGCCACGUACACAUUAUGCAAAGAAUGGGUCUUUAAAAAGUCAAAAAGUAUCGCUAGGUCACAACUUCAUUGUCUUUUUAAAAUAAACUCGGGGGGAACAGCAUACUUUUUGCAUUGAAGCAAACAAGGGGUGGAGACACAGAAGUUUCCAACUUGGUCAGAAGUUGAGAACAGCGAGUAAACUUCUAACAAGUAAAAAUGAGCGAAACAGACCAGCAACAGAACGAGCUGCCUGCAUACUUGAAUGAUGAGCCCCCAUCAGAUCCCAAUAAAGACCAUCCCCAGACGCAGCCUGGCAUGUUCUCCAGGGUGGCUGGUGGUCUGUUCAGUGUCACAAAGGGGGCUGUCGGGGCCACAGUGGGUGGAGUUGCCUGGGUCGGAGGAAAGAGCCUUGAUCUCACGAAAACUGCCGUUACCUCCGUUGCAUCUGUACCAGCGAUGGGGGUGGGGCUCGUGAAGGGAGGCGUGUCUGCCGUGGCCGGUGGCGUGACUGCGGUUGGCUCUGCCGUUGUCAGCAAAGUCCCCUUUGGUGGAGGAAAGAAGAAGGACAAGUCUGAUUGAACCAUUAGGCUUGAAGGUACUUUCGGCAGAGGCUUCUGCAUUGUGUCUUCUCGUUUGACUCCUGCGUGAGUUCAUAGCGGAGUUCAUGCUCUGUGUUGCGAUCGCAUUUGACAAUAUUUCGUCUGCCUGACUGGACCAUCAUAAUGACAUUCGCAAACUGGGAGCCUUCAUAUGCUCGACACAAGAGCCUCUGUUUUUGUGUAAUAAUAGGACAUGAAGUGUCUGUUGUAUUCAGAGAUGGGCCAAAAUUGUUAAUGUCUAAUGUAUUAGAUUUCUGAAUUGACAUGUACGUGUGGACUUCCAAAUAUUCCAUUACUGUUUUACAAAGGCGCACCGGGCCUCGUGCAUGUGACCGUAGAGACACAGAAUUCAUAUAUGUUUCACACGCACACCUUACGGUCGAACUGCUGCGAGCCAGUUGUCUGAUUAAGAUGAAGAUCAGUCAAGUGUCCCUCAAGGUUCUGUGGGAGAAAAUCAUCGCUUUGAGGUGCUGAUGUUGAGGCUUCAUCCAUCUCAUUGAUUGUUUGUGAGAUUACUUACUUUGUGCCUCUGGGGUCUAAGCUGAUCCAUGCUGGCCUCUCAAACCCCAAUGUCCAUUGCAAAACGGAAAACACAAGUAUAUACUCGCGCUGUGUUUGAUGUGCCGUAGAAAAAGGACAGCAAAUUGAGGACCACAAAUCUGAAUGCUGAUAGUCUUGAGGGUUUUAGGGAAAAGUGUGUGCGACUGACAAUCGGCAUCAAAACAGAAGUACAUCAGCUACAUCUGUUUUCCAUUACCCCUUGAGAUUCUUUUGUUUGUGCUUUUCUUGUUUGCUCUUCUGUCAUGUUUGUUCAAUCUUCUUUGCUUUGUUUAUCUCUUUAUUGUGAAUCUUUUUGUUUUAUUGGGCCAACAAAGAACCACAUAAGGUGAAAAAAUACAAUACAGUAUUUUCGUCUGUUAAGUGUUGUCUUUUUCCUACCAAAAAAUAGGAUGGAAAAAAUGUUGUAUUUGAGGAUUUGUUUUAUGUUAACGUUAGUAUGCUUUAUGGUAUUUAGUAUGGUAUUCCAUGUACUCUCUCUUUUUAGAUGUAUGAGUCGAUGUUUGUUUCCUGAUUGAUAUGAAGCGAUCCACAUUUCUUUGUAUAAUGUGAAUUUAAAGGAUUUAAAUAAAUUAAUAUCACA
Triplophysa rosa is the source of this 1769-nucleotide messenger RNA. RefSeq names its product transmembrane protein 263 (gene tmem263). The transcript has 3 exons. The record is from RefSeq and is a predicted model, not a curated record. NCBI's taxonomy places the organism in Eukaryota, Metazoa, Chordata, Actinopteri, Cypriniformes, Nemacheilidae. Bases 246 to 608 code for a protein of 120 amino acids.